Coregonus sp. 'balchen' is the source of this 1314-nucleotide messenger RNA. Lineage: Eukaryota; Metazoa; Chordata; Actinopteri; Salmoniformes; Salmonidae. The record is from the annotation of a GenBank genome assembly.
CAUCAUUAUAAAGAACUGGUGACAGCGGAACAGAACAAUGACGAUGUGGACACUGCAAAGAAGAGGAGGAUUGAGGAGACAAAGCACGCUUUUGAGGAGCCAUCCUCUUAUCACACAAGGAGAGGUAAAAACAGAGACAUUCUCAACGAGCAUUCCGAGACCACAGACAAAUGCACACAUUUCUUACUACCCAGAUGUUACACUAGCUCUGCUUUGGAGAGGAGGAUGCUGUGCUACACCCAGGGCAGGUAACACAACGGAUUCAUUGCUGCUAUAUUGUUUCGUACUAUCAAUUCCACUCAGAUUAGUAAUGACAAUUUAGUAAUUUGGUAGACACUUUUAUGCGAAGUGACUUACAGAACCAUUGACAUUGGUAGUGACACAUACUCAUUAUUUGGCCCAUUUGGAAAUUAAACCCACAACCCUAUUGUUGCCAGCACCAUGCUCUAACUCAUUGAGCCGGCAAUUGUUGAAUACUACUGUCCGUCUGGGACAUUACCAGCCACAUAGGGUUUGGUGACACCUAGUGACACUUAGUCACACCGAUGGGUAUGGUGGAACAGCAGGUGAUCUGCCCUGAGGUAAUAAAAAGGAAAGGUACAUGGUGCUGGUUACAUGUUUUACCGGCACAGGCUGUCUCUGUAGUAGUCAGAACAUUGUUGCCAACUUUUUGACAUUGUCUGGCAACAUUCCCUGAUACCUGUCACUUAAGUGUAAGUGAACCCUAAGAUGCAAAAAUCCUUCUCAGAAUUCAGGAAAUUCACACAGAUUUUUACUUAAGCACACUGCUUCAGACUUUCUAGCUUAAUGUGUAUUUGUGUGUGUUUAUAUUGGAGGUCCGGUACAGCAGAAGACACAUUUCAGUCUUGUAUGGAUUAAUAAACUAUUCUUCAUCUGUCCGUGAACCCUUUAGACGACGGCCCUCAGCUGAAGCUCCUGUGCGGCGCGGACGUCCUGGAGUCCUUCGGCGUUCCCAACCUGUGGAAGCACGAGGAUAUCGCAGAGAUCGUGGGCCGCUAUGGCCUGGUGUGCAUCACCCGCAACGGCUGUGACGCCCACAAGUUCAUCCACCAAUCGGAGGUGCUGUGGAAGCACCGCAAGAACAUCCACGUGGUCCGCGAGUGGGUGACCAACGAGAUCUCGGCCACGCACGUGCGCCGGGCCCUGCGCAGGGGCCAGACCGUCCGCUACUUACUGCCGGACCCGGUGGUGAGCUACAUCCGGGAGCACGGCCUGUACAGUGCCGAGAGUGAGCAGAAGAACGCUGACGUCAUCCUCGCCCCGCUUCAGAGACACACCGGCCCCUCCUCCAGC